GACUCUGGAAACUGUACAGCUGACAUUGAUAUUAACGAGUCACAACAGUUUUCCUCCAUUUCGCAGAAUUGCAAAAUUAUCCCAGGCCAGGAGAACGUUGUGCAAUCCCAUGCUAAAUGCCUGGGUUGCUGGCAUCCCAUAGACUCUAAGAGUUUGGAACUGCUUCCUAUUGUGACUUACACUAUACAGCAAUUUAACAAUCAGAGUAAACACUCUGCCUUAUUUAAAGUUGGAGAAAUGAUAAAAGCUUACCGUCAGGUGGUUAAUGGAUGGAAUUAUCAUUUGGAAUAUUUGAUAAAAGAAACAAAUUGUUCCAAGAAUGAAUUUCCGGAUCUAAGUCCAGCAUGUAGUCCCCUUCCUGGAGGUCAACAAGGUUCCUGUAUAGUUUAUGCCUACGUUGACAAUAGACAUGAAAAGGUGCAUCCAGAACAGGAGUGCAAACUGCAAGUUGAGGAAAAGGUAGCAUCUCUUCACAUGUGUCCUGGUUGCACCAUCCCGAUUGCAACAGACAGACAAGAAUUGGAGAAGCCUCUAGAAGCUGCUGUGGAAUCAUUUAACGCAAAAAGCAAGAGUGACUUUUAUUUCAAAGUUGUAAAAGUAACAAAUGCAACAACACAGAUUGUGUCUGGAAUAAUGUAUCGAUUUUACUUCAGCCUUCAGAAAACAAAUUGUUCCAAGGCUGACGUUGAGAAGCCAAAUGAAUAUUGUACUGCUGUGGAAGACGGUGAACUGUUGUUCUGCCAUGGCUCAGUUUAUGUGAAACCGUGGAAGUCAUUAAUGAUACCUCAAGUGACCUGCACAGACCAAAAACCAAAGUUCAGUUUUCGGGCACCUCCAGGUUUCACCCCUUUCCGAGGGGCAUCCAGAACCUCUACUCAAAUCAGAACAAGAGCUGUGGAAGAAUUCUAUCCUGAUCCUAGAGGACCCCAUACUCAUGAAAACAGGCGGGGCCGUGGCAACGCCCAUGGACAUAGACGGGGCCACGGACAUGGGCAUAAAAAGCCAACAGAGAGUUCUUCUGAAGAAGCUAAAGCUCUACCACCUGUUCAAACUCCAAGUCAACUGCCUACUUCAAAACCUUUUCUGAAGCAGGAGGUUACUAGUAGAAGUCCACAUAAAGAAAGUGUUGGGUUUUCUGAUGUCUCACCAACACACGGCAACCCUAUGGAUUUCCUCCCUUUCUUAGAUCACCUGCCAGAUCUUCCAGAACCACCAAAAUGUCCUGGAUCACCAUGGAAACCUAAAAGAGAUCCAGAGCCUCAAGAUAACCUCUUUAAAGAUUUUGAUCUUUUGGAUGCGCUCAAGAAUUAAAAAAAAAAAAGUGAGUUAUUU
Molecule: messenger RNA, 1332 nt
Organism: Python bivittatus (Burmese python)
Lineage: Eukaryota; Metazoa; Chordata; Lepidosauria; Squamata; Pythonidae
Source: RefSeq, a predicted model, not a curated record